CGCAGAAUGUAAUACAAAGACAUGUCUUUAAUUUUUGUUAAAUUAUUGCAGGACCCUUCACUUGCUCUUCAUCAAUUGAUUGUUGUUUGACGAUAACAAUGAGUCUGAUUUAAGAUUUUGGGGAGAGAGAGAGAGCAAAUGUCGAGACUGUGGGCGAAGUUUGCAGCUAUGUUCAGCAAUAGAUCGUUGGUGGGGAUGGACAAAGCAGGGAAUCGAUACUUCACUAGAACUGAAGAGCUCGAUGUGAAAGAGAAAAGAUGGGUGGUAUUCAAAGGCGAGCAAGAUCCAACUUCUGUUCCAGUUGAAUGGAUAUGCUGGCUUAAUGGACAGCGCAAAAAGGCUCCAACACCAGAGGAAAUGGCUGUGCUAGAGGCAAGGCGUGAACGUGUUCGACUAAAUGUUGCUCUUCUCAAGAAGGAAGAAGAGGAAAGGAGAGCCAAAGAAGGCAUUAGGCCCAAAGCCUCGGGCAGUGGUCCAGACUUGAAAAGUUUUAUUCAGCAAUUUCCAGGUGCUUCAGAAGGUGAUACAAUCAAAGAAGCAUCUGAUGCAAGAGGUGGCUUGAGGAGCCCCAAAGAAAUGGGAACAGAGAUUAAAGUCGCUCAUCAAGCGAAACAGCAGCCAGAGUCUUCGGAGCCUACAGGAUCUGGCGAAUCCUUCACACCCGGGACAUGGCAACCACCGAUAUGAUAAUCAUCACUCAUUGCCAGAAUUCAUGAAUAUUAUUAGCAUGAUCAUUCUCUCUAAGUUUGCAACUCCAAACCAAUCAACCAGAUUCAACUGGCUCCACCCAUUGAAAUCACUUUGGCACACGAAGAAUACACACUCUUCAGUAUUACUUA
Messenger RNA from Ilex paraguariensis (yerba mate), 839 nucleotides. The record is from the annotation of a GenBank genome assembly. Lineage: Eukaryota; Viridiplantae; Streptophyta; Magnoliopsida; Aquifoliales; Aquifoliaceae.